Acanthosepion pharaonis is the source of this 876-nucleotide messenger RNA. The record is from the annotation of a GenBank genome assembly. NCBI's taxonomy places the organism in Eukaryota, Metazoa, Mollusca, Cephalopoda, Sepiida, Sepiidae.
AUGGAAAAGCACGGAAUAAAGAACUCUCGGACUGAGGCAUUCGUCACACUGGACAUAAUAUUACCGAACAGAAAAGGCGUACACAACCUAAAAGCCAAGGUGGACACAGGUGCAGAGGGAAAUACACUCCCCUUACGUAUAUUCCAGCAGAUGUCUCCUAAGUGGGUAGACCGGAAUGGACAACCACUCCCCGGCACAACACAAACAGAAACGACAGUAAUGACCGCUUACAACGGAUCCAAUAUUCCACAACACGGAUCCGUACAGAUUCAAUGUGCCUACAAGGGUGAAUGGGGAUACAUCAAAUUUUAUGUUGUGACCUCCAAGUGUCCUACCAUAUUAGGAUUACCCUCCCUUAAGGACUUAGAGCUGGUUACUCUGCACUGUGCCAUCCAGAAAACAAAGUGUGUCCCAGCCAAUUCUGCAACGUGUGCUCCAGUUACUUCUUCAAACUGCACCACAAUCGAUUUCGCUAAAGAUCUGAUAGAAGCAUACCCGGAAAAAUUAGAUCGGAUUGGUCACUUCACAGAGGAGUACCACAUCGUACUUCGACCAAACACCCAUCCGAUAGUACAUGCCCCAAGGAAAUGCCCCAUCCACAUGAGAGACGAAAUCAAGGCGGAACUAGACGAAAUGAUGCCCCAGGGAAUAAUCCGCAAGGUCGAUGAUCUCACAGAUUGGGUUAGCAGUAUUGUAUAUGUCCACAAGAAUAAUGGCAAACUCCGAUUGUGUCUAGAUCCUGAAGACCUAAAUAAAGACAUCAUGCGUUGCUAUCACAAAAGCCCAGCUACGGAGGAGCUCACGCAUAAACUGUCAAGAGCUAAAUUCUUCUUCAAACUGGGUGCAAAAAAAUGGAUACUGGUCUGUCAAGUUUGA